This is a messenger RNA of Paramormyrops kingsleyae, 2957 nucleotides long. The record is from RefSeq and is a predicted model, not a curated record. NCBI's taxonomy places the organism in Eukaryota, Metazoa, Chordata, Actinopteri, Osteoglossiformes, Mormyridae.
AUAAAUCUAUGAUAAAUUGUGUAAAUGAUGCUUCACGUGAUAAAUGAAACAAUUAUUCAACUCUGUAUAGGAAAAAAGGCAUUUGUUCACCGAGCAGUUCACGCAUAGACACGUCGAAGACAGUAUAACAAUUUACAGGAUUUGUUUUAUUCUUUUUUUUGGAAAGGACAAAGUUUUAUAUCAUGUAAGAAUUCAUUCAAGUACCACAUACAAAUCUUUAAUCCUGCAACAGGCGUUAAAUAACCUAAGAGCACGUGAAAUAGGCAUAUGAAAACAAUUUCCUGUGAGACGAAUGGCCGAAUGUUUGUCUCAUAAUAUGAACAAUACACUGGAUUUGCGUCGGUGAAACGUGAGCGCCAAAAACACCGCUGCGGUGGGGGUAAGAUUUAUAAGAAGCCAAGACAAGUUGUGGACGACCCUGGGGAGGGGGGAUAAUAGAGAUUAUUUUCUCAUUUUCAUUGGAAUGCUUAAAGCUCAAUUAAUAGGCUAAACGUCCAGACAGGGACCCUAUACCACAAAGGUAUAGCCUACUGAUCGAGAGAAGUAUAAGCGUCCAUUGGAGUCUGCAGGAGAGAGAGAGAGAGAGUUUGUGAGAGCUUCGUAGGCGCCCCGAAAGUGCUCUGUAGCUAUGAGAAAUGGAUGAACAUAUGAUACGCAUAAAUCUGCGGGGCUUAGGCGCCGCUUAUCACAUCUGAUGCAUUCGCUGGGUAUAACAUAACAGCCAGGUACAUGACCACACAGCCUGAGACGAGCGUGCCGAAACAUCUCAUUUUCCAACCAUACCUACAUAAAUAAUCUAUAUUGUAACCUGACGUCUCCGGUGUGUGUCGUGUUGAGUUAAAAUCCAUAAUUAUUUGCUUUCAUGAGUUAUUGGUAGGAGGACCUUUUUAUUCGUUAGACAUUUUAUAUACUCUUAAUUCAUUUAAGUGACAUUGUUUAUAUAAGGCAGCUUUUGUGAAUCACACGAACAAGAACAAAAAACGCACAGAGAGUAAAACAAACAAAAAAAAAAACGUACCCGUUGUAUUGCACGGUUCAGUUAUUUGUGGGGCAGAACACAACAGAUGCGACCGGAAGGCGGAUGGAGACAAGCUAUGAGGAUGGGAGCCUGAGCCUCUACCAGAGGGAGAAAGGCAACUUCUGCCAGGUGGUCAUUUGUCGGAUAUAUCCUCUGUAAUCGAACCUAACAACAGGGCCCAGCGCGACGACUCACUAUUGUGUAACACAGGCCACGCAAAUAUAAAAAUUCUAUAAGCGUUUUCCUCUUAUAUGCUCUUAGACUGAAAACGUCCGUAAACGAAAAAGAUGACAAGUGAAACUAUUCGAAGGAUUACAUUUUUUUAAAGAAGUUUCAUAUUUUUAUUUGAUCAGUCAUACGACUGGCUUCAAACAUCACCAAUGUAAUAAUUGCUGUAUGUGUCUCAGAAAAUAUUUGGUAGGCCUACCGAAAUGAUUAAUAAAAGACUACAAAAAACAAUUUAAUACUCCUAAUGAGUGCGAGCUGUUUGGCCAGCACGCGCCAGGACCCUGAUCUCUUUAUAAUUACCUGUAAACUUUCAUAUAAGGACGGAGUAGCAACAAGGUGAUCCCUGCAUCAUACAUAACAUAACAAUUAUAUGCAAUAUACAAACACAUAGGAACGUACGUGGAAAUACAUAGUUCUUUACUCAUUGCACUACAGACUAACGUAUUAUCCACAUUUAAUCAGACAAUUAUGCAUGAUAGAUAUAAAGGCCAUUACAAUUGAUUAAUUUGGAACGCUGAAUUAACCGACUGCAAUUAUGGUAAUUGCUUCAAUCAUUAGUUAAUAAUCCAAUUUUUUGAUGGGGUAGGGUUGUUAACUUUUUCCAUUCACGGUGGCAUUAUUGUGACAGUAGCAAAACAUCGAUGGUAAACACAAAUAGAGCAGAGUUCUGAUCGGUGCGCCGCUGUUUAGGCUCCUCUCGCAGGUAUAGAUCUCGACGAAGAUUUCGCGCAGGUGAAAACAACUGCAGUCGGAACCACCAAACCCAAUAGAGACGUCUUUGUGCCGGCUCCGUUGCAAUGAUAGCUGUGGAGGCUCAGCGGAUGUGACAGCCGCCUGAUGACCAGCCCCGGGAUUUCACCUCGUCCUUGAGAGCAACAGAAAUCAACAGAAAAAAAAUACCAACAGCAGACCUUUCCCCCCCUUCUGGUAGUUCCGAUUAGGCUGUUUUCCAAAUAAAACGAGAAGAGGCCGUCGGCGCUGGUGCUGCUGUUCUUGGAUACUGCGCUGAGCUGUGCACAGAUCCGACUGUGGUGCUGGAGGUGCGCUGUGCCAAGACUCACCAGGUACUGCAGGCCGAGUGUGGAGCUGAGGACGAAUGAAGACCGGGGAGCCUGAGGACUGGAUGUCUUCCAAGCGACCAGCCUCUCCAUAUGGGGGAACAGAUGGAGAGGUAGUCAUGGCGACCAGCAGACAGAGAUUGGAAGAUGAGGAGAGUGAUGGACAGCCUGUCAUUCACUUGCCCCUAAACUCCUACAGCAGCAAGGCGUCCCCCCGGUCCCUGGACAGCCCGGCCAGCCUCCACAACUCCACGGAGCACGAGGGCGGCAAGGGGGCGCCACUGAGUCCUUACGCCCAGCACACCUCUUCUACCUCACCCGCCAAGACGGAGGACGGCGGGCGGCCGGGCAGCGAGCCCAACGCCGUGGCGACGACGGCGGGCAUGGCGGGCACGCCCGAGAGGCGCAAGGGCAGCUUGGCGGACGUGGUGGACUCUUUGAAGCAGCGCAAGAUGGAGGAGCUGAUCAAGAAUGAGCCAGAAGGAGCGAGGCAGUGCCCCUUGCUGACUUCACUGCACCUGCAGCCGGUGUGGAUACUGGGUCACCCCAGCAACCCCCCCGCCCCGCCCCUACCCAGUGCGGGCAGCAGGACCCCACCUAAGCCGGGCCUCUACGAUGCCAUGAGGAAGCUUGGUUCCCUGGUGCUGGUGUAG